This is a messenger RNA of Penicillium malachiteum, 543 nucleotides long. RefSeq names its product hemerythrin domain-containing protein. The transcript has 2 exons. Lineage: Eukaryota; Fungi; Ascomycota; Eurotiomycetes; Eurotiales; Aspergillaceae. Bases 1 to 543 code for a protein of 180 amino acids. The record is from RefSeq and is a predicted model, not a curated record.
AUGGCCGGAAAAAAGAGCGAUAGCACAAGCCCAGCGGGCUCUGGGGACGAACUCCCAAAACUCUCCCCGAGUGAAUUUCGAACAUAUAAUCGCAUGGCAGAGCAAAUGGACGCAUUUCACAAUCAUUUCCGCCUCGCAUGGAAUCAACUGUUAGAUGCAUGUAAUGCGACCGGCAAGCGCGGUUUAUCUGCUCGUCAAAUGAUCAUGACAGGCCUGCAAUUCUGUUCUCAACUUGAUUUCCAUCAUUCCAUUGAGGAACAACAUAUCUUCCCAGUGUUAGCCAAGAAGAUGCCAGAAUUCAGAAAGGAGCUUGAGCUCUUGAGUCAACAUAAGCAAAUCCAUGCUGGGCUUGAGAAGCUGGAGGCUUAUCUUGAAAAAUGCCGAUCUGGCGAAGAAGAUAUGAGACGGGAGGAGGUAAAGCGUUUAAUGGAGGCAUUUGGCGAGGUCCUAUGGACACACUUGGAUCAAGAAGUCAAGACCUUAGGCGCUGAUAAUAUGCGCAAGUACUGGUCAGAGAAAGAGAUGCGUGCCCUUCCUAUGUGA